UGCAAAUUCUCAAGGUAAAGAAGCUUGACAAAUGGGUGCCCCACGAACCCAAUGAUCGCUAGCGUGAAGUACGCGUCGAGACGUGAAUUGCACUGCUCAACAGAGUGAUGAAAAAUGGAUUCUGUUUGAUAACCGCAAGCACUCAGCAAGUUGGUUGGAUCCUGGUUCAGCAUCUAAACAAUGCCCUAAACGAAAACUUACCUCUAGAAAAGUUAUGGUCACUGUUUGGUGGUCUAGCGCCGGUGUGAUUCAUCAUAGCUUCUUACCAAACGGGUUUGUGCAAAUAACAGUUUAACAAAUAAUGUCAAACAUUUUAACGCAACAAGAAGAAUCAUAAACGGGCAAGAAGCUGGAGACACGAGACCAUAUAUGGUUUACCUCAGACCAGCUCGCACAGAGACCUCUGUAGACGCGAAUUGGUUGUGUGGAGGAGUUAUAGUGGACCAUCAGCAUAUUCUGACAUCAGCAGCAUGCAUAGAAGAUGUUAAGCAUUUCUAUGUUGUUUCUGGUACACAUAAAUGGUAUGAAAAGAAUACUGACGAAGAGUGCAUACGGAAUGGAGCGAAGAAAGCGGUUUGGAAAUGUGUUUCCAAGGACUAUGUGUAUGAUGCUGACCAACUAGAUAACAUUCGGUGGAUGAUAAACGACAUAGCAGUAGUAAGAGUUGAAGACAGUUUCAAUUUUGAGAAAAGAGUUCGCGGCUGUGACUUUAUACCAAAACAAAUAGCUUAUAAUAACCAAAGUGAAGAAGCUGAGAAACCAGGAACUGUUGGCUCUAUCGCUGGUUGGGGUUCGGUGGAGUCAUUUGGUGAUUUAUUUGGACGUAAGACAGUGAAUUCCCCGGAGCUAUUAGAAACCGAUGUGGUUCUCAUUUCCAAGAGGAGAUGUAAGAUGCGAUGGCCCGAACGCUAUCACAACAUCAUUGAUGGGAAUGUCAUCUGUGCAAGGGAUAGCUCUGGUGAAUCCAUCAAUGAACAGUGUAAUGAUCAAGAGUUAUAUUGUAAAGAAUUGAGUUCAGAAGAUGGUACACUUAGAAGACAUUACGACGUAAAUGCCACAUCACUGCUGGUGCAUUCGUCCAGGCAUUUAAAUAAUACGCGAAGAUCAACAGUACAAUCCGGAGGGUUCUGUGAAAAUGAUCAUGGUGGGCCCCUCAUUGUAGGUCAUGGUCCCCGGGCUAUUUUAAUAGGGCUGAUAUUGGCUUGUCAAACUGCCAAUAUAACUCAGAAGUGUUACGGACCUUAUUUGUAUACAAGUGUGUACAAAAACAGAUUCCUGAUCAGUUGUGCAAUUGAAAAAGACUUGGGUGCGACGUGUAAACAAAUGUUACGAUCAUCGAAGACUCGCAUAUCGGAAUACAACUGGGCCAACCAUCCUGAUGGACCAGCAAAGUCUGAAGACAACUCUAACUAUCUUCGAAGUCACAUGAACGAAACUAUCCACAAGAAAUUCGCUAAAAGGAGCAGGCACAAUCGCCAGCAACGACAAUUAUCAGAAAAUUGAACUAAGACAACAAUAAUAUUUAUAAAUAAACUCAAAACUAAUUAAAAUUGCCUUUUUGUAUUAC
Leptidea sinapis is the source of this 1567-nucleotide messenger RNA. RefSeq lists its product as uncharacterized. The transcript has 10 exons. Lineage: Eukaryota; Metazoa; Arthropoda; Insecta; Lepidoptera; Pieridae. Bases 370 to 1503 code for a protein of 377 amino acids. Gene Ontology annotation, biological process: proteolysis. The record is from RefSeq and is a predicted model, not a curated record. Gene Ontology annotation, molecular function: serine-type endopeptidase activity.